CUUCUCUUCAUUACUCAGAGAGUUCAGAUUCAGAGAAGCUAAUAAAUGAAAAAAUCACAGUUUUAAUUUUUGGCUUUUUGUUAAGCCUUUGAACGUAAAAUUUUAUAGGAAAUUUUCUUCAUUGAAAUUUCCUAGCUUUUAGCUUUCUGCUUCUCUGCUGUUCUUGAUUCUGUUGCACUCUGUGGAAAUUGAAAAUCUCGUGGAGAAAAUCGUUUAAGGAAUUAAGUGUUGAGAAAGUAUAGUCAUGGCUAAAGAUCAAUUGCAAGUGCUAAAUGCACUAGAUGUAGCAAAAACACAAUUGUAUCACUUCACAGCAAUUGUUAUUGCUGGCAUGGGCUUCUUUACUGAUGCUUAUGAUCUUUUCUGCAUUUCUUUGGUCACAAAAUUGCUUGGCCGCAUUUACUACCACCGCGACGGGGCAUUGAAACCUGGAUCUCUCCCUCCUAACGUUUCGGCUGCUGUGAAUGGAGUCGCCUUCUGUGGGACCCUUGCUGGUCAACUGUUUUUCGGGUGGCUCGGAGAUAAAAUGGGGAGAAAAAAAGUUUAUGGAAUGACCCUUAUGAUGAUGGUUAUUUGUUCAAUUGCCUCAGGGCUUUCCUUUGGUCAUACACCAAAAAGUGUUAUGACUACACUUUGUUUCUUCAGGUUUUGGUUAGGUUUUGGCAUUGGUGGUGAUUAUCCUCUUUCUGCUACUAUCAUGUCUGAGUAUGCUAAUAAAAAGACGCGUGGAGCGUUCAUUGCUGCUGUUUUUGCAAUGCAAGGUUUUGGAAUUUUGGCUGGUGGAAUGGUGGCAAUCAUUGUUUCUGCUGCGUUUAAGGGCGCGUUCCCUGCACCAACAUAUCAGGACGGCCCUCUUGCUUCAACUGUCUCUCAGGCUGAUUUCGUGUGGCGUAUAAUUCUUAUGUUUGGUGCAAUCCCAGCUGCAAUGACUUAUUACUGGCGUAUGAAGAUGCCUGAAACUGCUCGUUACACUGCAUUGGUGGCGAAGAACUUAAAACAGGCAGCAAACGACAUGUCUAAAGUGUUGCAAGUCGAUAUUGAAGAAGAGCAAGAGAAAGUUGAGAAUGUUUCUCAAAACACAGGGAAUGAGUUUGGUUUGUUUUCUAAGGAGUUCCUCCGUCGCCAUGGACUUCACUUGCUUGGAACUGCUAGCACAUGGUUCUUGUUGGACAUUGCAUUCUACAGCCAAAACCUUUUCCAAAAGGACAUUUUCAGCGCGAUUGGAUGGAUUCCACCAGCGCAAACCAUGAAUGCGUUGGAGGAAGUUUACAAAAUUGCAAGGGCGCAAACUCUUAUCGCCCUUUGCAGUACUGUUCCUGGUUACUGGUUCACAGUAUUCUUCAUCGACAAAAUAGGUCGAUUUGCAAUUCAGUUGAUGGGAUUCUUCUUCAUGACAGUGUUCAUGUUUGCCUUAGCCAUUCCUUAUCAUCAUUGGACUCUAAAGGAUAACAGAAUCGGGUUCGUGAUCAUGUACUCGCUUACCUUUUUCUUCGCGAAUUUUGGUCCAAACGCCACAACAUUUGUUGUCCCCGCGGAGAUUUUCCCAGCCAGGCUUAGGUCAACAUGCCAUGGAAUAUCAGCAGCAGCUGGCAAAGCAGGAGCUAUGAUUGGUGCAUUCGGAUUCUUGUACGCUGCUCAACCAACAGAUCCAAAAAAGACUGAUGCCGGUUACCCUGCUGGAAUUGGUGUGAGAAAUUCACUGAUUGUCUUAGGUUGUGUUAACUUCUUAGGAAUGGUGUUCACAUUUUUAGUGCCAGAAUCCAAAGGAAAAUCAUUGGAAGAAAUGUCAAGGGAAAAUGAAGGAGAAGAGGAAAGUGGAACAGAAAUGAAGAAUAGUGGAAGGACAGUUCCUGUUUAAUUUUGGACCUUUUAACAUAUACUAUAUAUAUGAUGCAUGCUUCUGAAUUUGUGUUUUUUGGAGCUUAAGAUGAAAUAUGCUCUCUACUUUUUGCUUGUUUGUGGUGGUAAUUAUAUGGGAAAGUGGGAAGAGAAAUGAGGUCCUUUUGUUAUCUAUUUCUAUCUUUUGAAAAAAAUUAACAUAUAAGAAUGAAGAAAAUGUUUUCAAUUAGAGAUGUUCUUGUUUUCUUUA
This is a messenger RNA of Nicotiana attenuata, 2089 nucleotides long. Its product is annotated as inorganic phosphate transporter 1-4-like. Gene Ontology annotation, biological process: phosphate ion transport; transmembrane transport. The transcript has 2 exons. Gene Ontology annotation, cellular component: membrane. The record is from RefSeq and is a predicted model, not a curated record. Lineage: Eukaryota; Viridiplantae; Streptophyta; Magnoliopsida; Solanales; Solanaceae. The coding region runs from base 245 to 1858 and encodes 537 amino acids. Gene Ontology annotation, molecular function: phosphate transmembrane transporter activity.